This is a messenger RNA of Mycetomoellerius zeteki, 2832 nucleotides long. RefSeq names its product transferrin 2 (gene Tsf2). The coding region runs from base 95 to 2722 and encodes 875 amino acids. NCBI's taxonomy places the organism in Eukaryota, Metazoa, Arthropoda, Insecta, Hymenoptera, Formicidae. The transcript has 9 exons. The record is from RefSeq and is a predicted model, not a curated record. Gene Ontology annotation, cellular component: early endosome; recycling endosome; extracellular region. Gene Ontology annotation, biological process: iron ion transport.
UAGGGUUGGGUGUAGUUCGUUAUAAUUCGGCGGAGUAGUCAUGUCAAGGGUGUUGUCCGUGUGUGAUUGAUUCGCUUAGGAAUUUAAGGAAAAAAUGUGGCUCCAAUAUUACAUGUUAUUACUGUUUCUGUGCUGUUUAGAGUUACAUCGAAUUUACGGCCAAAACAUCAACAACACACUCACGUGGUGUACAGUCUCCGAAGGCGAGCAGAACAAAUGUCAGGCCUUCUCCAGGGCAGUUGAUCGUGAAAGAGGAUCUUUUAGCUAUGAUUAUUUUUCGGUGCAAUGCAAGCAAGCUUUCAACAAAGAAGAAUGUAUGUCCAUGCUGGAUCGCGAAAAGGCGCAGAUAACAACAUUGGAUGCUGGAGAGGUCUUUAUAGCCGGACGAUAUCACAGUCUUGUACCAAUAAUGCAAGAAAUAUAUGAAAGUGGCGUAAAUUAUCAAUAUGCUGUCGCAGUGAUUAAAAGAGGCUCUCUGUCUGAUGUACAGUCUUUGUAUGAUCUCAGAGGCAAGAAGGGCUGUUUUGCUGGUGUGGGAACACUAGCGGGUUGGGUUAUUCCUAUUAAUAAUCUUAUGAAGAAAGGAGGAAUGGAAGUUAUUGACUGUAAUAAUCAUGUAAAAUCAACGAUUAAAUUCUUUGGGCCUAGUUGUGCAGUAAACUCAUUAAUUGAUAAAAACAAUCCAAUUGGUGAUAAUUCUGAUCACUUGUGUAAUCUAUGCAUCGGAGAAAUACCCGGCGGCAAAUGUACAAACCGAGAUCCUUACUCAGGGUACGAGGGAGCUUUCCGCUGCUUGGUUGAAGCAGGUGAAAUUGCCUUUUUAGUGCACACGACUGUGGACGAGAUGACUUCAACGACAUUCGACUUCAGUUCCGUGAAGAAAGAACAUUUCGAACUGCUAUGCCCAAACGGUAUUCGCAAGUCCGUGGACGAUUACAGUACUUGUAAUUGGGGUACCGUACCGUCUCGCGCGAUAGUCACAUCUUCGGCGACAAACUUUGAGACUCGUCGAAGAUAUCAAAGAUUUUUGGAGAAGAUUGUUCGAAUACUACACAAGAAUAGAAAUGGCACGACGAAUCGUUUUGGCGAUCAGGAAAAUUUCAUGAAUCGUCCAGGUUACGAUAAUAAUCAGAAAGAUUUCGAGAAUCGUCCAGGUUACGAUAGCAAUCAGAGGGAUUUUGAAAACCGUCCAGGUUACAACAGAUUUGGUGAGAGUGACUAUAAUAGAGGCGGAUUUAGAAAUCCGAAUGAAUAUGGCACAGACCAUUGGAAUCGUAGCAGAUACGACCGAAGGUUUGGCGGUGACGGAAGAGGAGGAGUAGAUGGAGGAUUGAACUCGUGGGACAAACCCGCAUUCAACGAUACAUUCAAUUACUAUAGCAGAGAAGGAGAGAACAUUGAACCAGCGAAUGUGCAACCGAUAGAAAUAUUUGAAUUAUAUGAAUCGGCACCUAGAUACGGAUUGCAGCAUAAUUUAAUAUUUUCUGAUUCUUCUCGCGAUUUUGUACAACUGCCCGAAAAGGAUCAAACAUACACAGGGUAUUUAGGACAAUCUUUAGAACAUAUAUUAGGAGUACAUCAUUGUCCCGUAAAUCGGAUGGCGCUGUGCGUUACAUCCGAGCCAGAAAUGGAAAAAUGUAUAAAAAUGAAGAUCGCCUUAAAAGCCCAGCUUUUGAAACCAGAAUUAAUUUGCCACAAAGGUCAUAGUCAAAUAAAUUGUAUGCAGUCGAUAAGAAGUGGAAUUGCCGAUGUAGCUGUAUUAGAUGCCAGUGAUGUCUACACCGCUGGACUGCAAUUCGAACUGAUUCCGUUUAUAUCUGAAGUGUACAAUUUGGGUACACCGGACUAUUAUGUUGUCGCCGUCGCGAAGGAGGAGGACGACAAUACAGAUCUGACAUAUCUAAAAAAUAAGAAUACUUGUCACACUGGAAUCAACAUGGCUGCAGGAUGGGUUUAUCCACUGGCAUAUCUGAUUUCUAAUAAGUGGAUCAGAGGAUACGGUUGCGAUUCCGUGCGUGCUGCCGCGGAAUACUUUAGCAAAUCCUGCGUGCCAGGCGCACUCAGUACUGAAUACAAUAUAGGUGUGCCUUACGAUAACAUGUGCGACUUAUGCCACGGGGUGAGCUACCGGUAUUGCCGAAGAGACGCUUCCGAGGAUUACUUUGGUUACACAGGUGCUUUUAGAUGUCUGGUAGAGGGAGGUGGUGACGUGUCCUUCGUGAAGCAUACGACGGUCGCAGAGAACACCGACGGCAAGCGCAAAGAACUUUGGGCACGCAAUACCUUCACAAAAGAUUUUGAAUUGCUUUGCCCAGAUGGUACGCGUCGUCCAACAACAGAUUAUAUGAACUGCAAUCUAGGCAAAGUCGCUGCCAAUGCUAUAGUUACACGCGGCGGUUAUUACGGUUAUAAUCAGACACAGAUCAACGCAUACAUCAAUCUAUUUAUAUACGCACAACAGUUCUACGGUCGAAAGGAACCGGAUGAAUUCAGCUUCAGCAUGUAUUAUAGUCGACCGCCUUACAGCGAUCUCAUUUUUCAAGAUGCCACUCAGCAGUUGGUGAUAAUCCCGCCGAACAAGCGGGAAUAUAGCACGUACCUCGGGCCAGAUUUUAUGAGAGCCAGAAGAAUCGUAGAUUGUAACGCAGGUGCGUCAGCGAUAAGUUACUCGUUGUUUGCUACGAUAAUUAUGAUUGCGUUCACUUUCGCGUUUGGUAGAUAAGUAUAAUGUUGGCGAUUUAUAUACUUUUACACGAAUACUCGAACAAGAAUUUAUCGAGAUAAAAAAAUAGAGAUUUGACAAAUGAAUUUGAUAUAGUAUAUUUUAUCAAU